Messenger RNA from Aspergillus niger, 237 nucleotides. RefSeq lists its product as uncharacterized. Gene Ontology annotation, biological process: regulation of proteolysis; protein neddylation; modification-dependent protein catabolic process. Gene Ontology annotation, molecular function: protein tag activity; ubiquitin protein ligase binding. NCBI's taxonomy places the organism in Eukaryota, Fungi, Ascomycota, Eurotiomycetes, Eurotiales, Aspergillaceae. The coding region runs from base 1 to 237 and encodes 78 amino acids. The transcript has 4 exons. Gene Ontology annotation, cellular component: nucleus; cytoplasm. The record is from RefSeq and is a predicted model, not a curated record.
AUGUUGAUCAAAGUCCGUACCCUUACUGGCAAGGAGAUCGAGUUGGACAUCGAGCCGGAUUACAAGGUGUCCCGGAUAAAGGAGCGUGUUGAAGAGAAAGAGGGUAUUCCUCCUGUUCAGCAGCGAUUGAUUUUCGGUGGAAAGCAGAUGGCCGACGACAAGACUGCAUCGGAAUAUAACCUGGAAGGUGGUGCCACGCUACACCUUGUUCUUGCUCUGCGUGGUGGAUGCUUGUGA